This is a messenger RNA of Nothoprocta perdicaria, 513 nucleotides long. It is a transcript of the gene DTD2, whose product is annotated as D-tyrosyl-tRNA deacylase 2 (putative). Gene Ontology annotation, molecular function: D-tyrosyl-tRNA(Tyr) deacylase activity. The record is from RefSeq and is a predicted model, not a curated record. The transcript is spliced from 3 exons. NCBI's taxonomy places the organism in Eukaryota, Metazoa, Chordata, Aves, Tinamiformes, Tinamidae. Gene Ontology annotation, cellular component: cytoplasm. Bases 1 to 504 code for a protein of 167 amino acids. Gene Ontology annotation, biological process: tRNA metabolic process.
AUGGCGGCGGCGCGGCCCGUGCUGGCGCGGGCGCUGCUGCAGCAGUGCGUGUCCGCCCGGCUCCAGGUGACGCCGCCCGGGCCGCGCGGCGACGCCGAGUGGGUGGAGAUCCAGAGAGGGCUUGUUAUCUACAUAUGCUUCUUCAAAGGUGCUGAUGAAGAUCUUAUUCCAAAAAUUGUCAAUAUGCUGCUGAAUGUUCAGUUAAGUGAAAAUGAAAGUGGCAAGUACGUUUCUGUUCUUGAUUUGCCAGGCAAUGUGCUAAUCAUACCACAAGCUACGCUAGGUGGUAAGCCCAAAGGAAAAAGGAUGCAGUACCACACCAACAUUGAAAAAGAAAAAGGGUUUGAGCUUUAUUCUCAGUUUGUGUCUUUGUGUGAGAAAGAAGUGGCUGCCAAUGCCAAGUGUGUGGAAGCAGGUGUUUUGGUUAAGCAUGGCWCAUAUGGAAACAGACAGGUGUUAAACCUGGAUACAAAUGGACCUUUCACUCAUCUGAUUGAAUUUUGAAAAAAAAAA